AUGAGAACAGUUUUUAGGUCGAAAUUUGAGCAGGACUGGACAUUACAAACUCUGCAGUUGCAGUUUGCUACUAUUUUGAAAAGACUGGACACAAUAUCAAUGCCCCUUACAUCUGCUGUAGCUGGUACUUGCAGUUCAUUUCCAAAUCUUACAUCUCUACCAAUACAUGCUCAAAGUGGCCAAACUCCUAAUACGAAUUGGAAUCCAUGCUCUUCAUUCCCGACAUAUCAGUCCUGGGCACAGGCUCUGGGAAGAAAUCCGUCAUUGUCUGCAACUUUACCGAACAAUUUAUCGUUGGAUCCUGUGAUGGUUCAGCAGCUACCUCCAGUAUAUCAAAAUCAGCAGGAAAGGUUGAAUAUACCUACUUCUGCUUCAACCCAGAUAAUGAAUCCCAGCUCAAUGCGUCCUAGUGUUGGUGAUUUUUUUGAAACAUACAAUGGUUCAGUACCGCUGAUCACAGUUCCGGAAAGCAUACGACCAUCAUCACCAACCUCAACUUUAGCUUCGCGCAGUGCAAGAAUUUGUCGUUUCCGACCUAAUGAUAGCGAAAUGCUAAUAAUACCAACAAUAACUAGUGGAGAUUCGAACAAUAACUUGCAACAACGAGAAUACAUGCCAGGUCCCCUGCGUAAAACGCAAUAUGGUGAACCACCGAUUCAUGUUCUGAACGAGUGUUAUAGUAUAGCUGGAAUGGGAGCUUCAGCUGAUAUACAACAGCAGGCACCAACGAAGCAAUAUCACCAGCUUGAAAAUGUCGGUACGAGAUGCGCUGUCCGACAUAUUGAACGAGGAUCAGAAAGCAAUGAUCGAUUAAAUGCUGGUGGCGGUGGCUAUCUUUCAACAGAACCUUUUUCAUUCUGUGAAGCACAGGAGAAAGCAUUAUACGUGCAUCGUUCGCGAGAUAGAAAUGGUUACCUGAUGCACGAAGGGGAACGGCAGUACGCACCAGCAAUCUCGCAUUUUACAGCUGCUACAGUUUGUGGUGUAUCGGGAGUAGUAAGAGGCGAGGGUGAAGAUGAUCGAAACAUGGCUAAUCCUGAGACUGCUAAUUUGUCAACAAUCAUUUUGAACAAUGGCCGUUCUAUGGAGACCCUGAAAUAUAAGUCCUAUGUGCCAUAUAUAGAAGUGGUAGAACAGACAGUAUAUACUGUGAAGAGAAGCGAUGAUGAUUGGUCAAAUCAAAAUUGGCCACUUUUUUUUGUGCAGAUUCAAGAUGAUAGGCUGUUAGAUAUUAUUGAUCAAUAUUUGGAUUGCUUAACAGCUAUUGAACCGUUACCAAAGGAAGAUAUUAAACUCGGCACUCUUUGCGUUUCAUACUGUCACGCAUUUCAAGCAAUGUUUCGUGCAGUGAUUACAGCAGUAUACCAUACGGAUGUGGAAGUGCAUUAUAUUGAUUACGGUAAUUAUGAAAGAGUUACUUAUAACGAUCUUCACUCUAUCAGUGAGCUGCCGGGAAUAACAAGGAUGCAUCCAGCCGUGGGAAUUCCUUGCAUACUGUUAGAUGUAAAUGAUAUCGAUAUAGGCCUUGAUAUCAGUGCGGAUAAUGACAUUUUGCAUUUUAUGAGUGCAGUUUCAUGCGAAAAACCAUUUUUCAAAUUGAAGUUUCUUCGUAAACGAACCGAUGGUGUAAUGGUUGUCGAGUUGGUAGACAGCAGUGACAAACCGUGA
Molecule: messenger RNA, 1668 nt
Organism: Loa loa (African eye worm)
Lineage: Eukaryota; Metazoa; Nematoda; Chromadorea; Rhabditida; Onchocercidae
Exons: 11
Coding region: 1-1668 (555 amino acids)
Source: RefSeq, a predicted model, not a curated record